Aaosphaeria arxii CBS 175.79 is the source of this 2844-nucleotide messenger RNA. RefSeq lists its product as uncharacterized. Lineage: Eukaryota; Fungi; Ascomycota; Dothideomycetes; Pleosporales. The record is from RefSeq and is a predicted model, not a curated record. The coding region runs from base 34 to 2832 and encodes 932 amino acids. The transcript is spliced from 2 exons. Gene Ontology annotation, biological process: spindle assembly; cytoplasmic microtubule organization; mitotic cell cycle. Gene Ontology annotation, cellular component: equatorial microtubule organizing center; spindle pole; gamma-tubulin complex. Gene Ontology annotation, molecular function: gamma-tubulin binding; microtubule minus-end binding.
CAACUACCCCAGAAAUGUCAGGGCGACCGCGAGAUGGACGAUAAUGGCUGCGUACGAGAUGUCUUCGCGACGGACGAGCUGUGGAAGCCCUCAAGCUUCUUCGAGGAUCCCUUCACGCAGGAAUCUACACUGUUCGCGCCUAUAGAGCUGGAUUUGCCAUCGAUCCAGCUAGACCAUCCGUAUGCCCCCAAAGGACCCUUGGACAAGGCACUUCAGCUGCCGGAUCUCGAAUCGUUUAAAUUUGAGCCCUUCCCAGAGCUUGAUAGCCUUGAGCCAUCGACUAUCUCCACCGACACCCCGCAAUUAGACGAGCAGGAGGAGGAUAUAUGGCGCCUUGCCUUGGAAUCUGGCCCUGCCAACAAAGAUCUGAAGUUUUUCAGUUGGGAGGCAUUCGAGAAUCCGGACCAUGUCGAGAAGCGAUCACCGUACAUUGCAGAGUCCGGUACCGCUGCUCUUGAUGCAGCUUUGGCUAGUCACGAGGGCAAAUUAACCGCCAAAAUCAUCAAGAGGCAGUCCCUUCUGAGCUGUUUGUGGAAUCUGGGCCUUGGACGCUCUUCACUAUUGUUUCAACUGGAUACCAAAUCAAGCGCUUUCGUGCAGGCCAUCGAUCAGGGACGAGCCUCGGGCCUGAGCCUCCCCGCUUCGCAAAGUAUCGUGAAGCAAUUCCUCCGAACUGGCAAUUUGUUCGUUUACCUCCGCUCUUUCAUAGAACGUACAUUUGCAUCGCCCACUUCCAUAUCGACAAAAGUUGCAUUGGCCACAUGUGUAUCCAGUAUCUUGUCGACCUUUGAGGAUUAUCUUGGUACACAUUCGAACGAGAUAACAUCUUUGCUCCAGUUGCAGCAACUGUUCGCUAAACCACGGGUGAUUCUAGCUCAUGUAGGCCACCUCGUCGACGCUUUGAAGAAUGCAAAGACAAACGAGCAUCUCUCGUCCUUACUACAUCACAUCGUCCUGGGGUUGGAAGGAGGGGACGAAGUUCUCUGCAGAUUGUCGGCAGAAAUACUUCGCAGGGUGGCACAGCCUUGUUUGGAACUCAUAGGAGAAUGGAUAGGGACUCAGAGGGAAUCAAGCACAACUUCCAUCGAAGAGCGAGGCAGCUUUGUUCUGCUAGCAGACGGCCCUGACAGUCCGGAUCCGCGAGAGUACACAUACAGAUCAGAGAUGAUGCCUCGAUUCAUUUCACCUGAAGAUGGCAAUACUAUUUUUGAGACAGGCAACAGUUUACGAUUCCUAAAGCUUCAUCACCCCGAACAUCCCUUGGCCUGCCCGGAGAAAUUUGGCCUUUCGUCCCCUAGGUUAGAUUGGGAGUUCGGGUGGCAGGCCAUUGAGGACAUAUCGUCAAAAGCAAAAUCAUAUGAGGAAAGUUUACGCACCGCAAUCAAACAAUACUCACAAACCACGGAGGUGGAAGAGAGAGAACGAGAUAAUUCACGAUCGACAAGGGACAACAAUAUAGUUGAGGCGGAACCGGAUUUUCAGCAAUAUAUUGAAGAGUCAGCACAGCUCUUUGACCAGGAUCCACAGCAGACCUUGGAUUUCCUGCCCGAUGAGCUACGGACGAUUACUGCUGAUAUCUUGACGGGAUCUGAUGCAAAGUCCUAUUCUGAACCCGAGUCAAGGAUUUUCGCACCGCCAACCUCCAUCACAUCCACACUUUCCUUCCGGCCUCUGUUGCUUGCUCAAGCCAAGAUAGUGAACGCAACCACGCUUCGACUCUUCUUCCGAUCGCAUAAUUUACGGAAGCAUCUCUCGCUACAAAGGCAAUAUCAUCUAUUGAACGAUGGAGUGUUCUCCUCACGACUCGCCUCCGCACUCUUCGACCCGGAGCGUGAAACAGCCGAGCGGCAGAAAGGAACCAUGCGAAGUGGUGUACAGAUGGGGCUACAACUUGGAGCCCGAACCGAAUGGCCACCAGCAAGUUCGGAGCUUCGACUUGCUCUCAUGGGUGUUCUUAGUGAAGCUUACCACUCCUCUGCUCUCUAUCACUCCACACUCAACGCCCCGGACACCACCGACGCCCCCUUUGCCAACAACCGAGACAAAGACGAACUUCCCGGCCAACUCAACUUCUCCAUACGCCAACUCACCGAGCCGGAGAUGGAAAAAAUCAUGGAUCCAGACUCUCUCUACGCCCUCGACUUCCUCCGCCUCCAAUACGUUCCCCCCUCCCCUCUCAACCUCGUCAUCACCACCUCCGCCCUCGACAAAUACGACACCAUCUUCAAAUUCCUCCUCCGCCUCCUCCGCAUGCUCUUCGUAGUCUCCCAUCUCCCACGCACCUACCCAUCCUCCCCACCCGCCCGCCGCUUCCGCACCGAAGCCCACCACUUCGUCACCGCACUCUCGACAUACAUAUUCCAAACCGGCAUCGCCGAGCACUGGACGACCUUCGAGACGUACAUAUCGAUGCUGGAGCAGCGGCUCCGCGAGGAGGACGCCGCGGGCGAACUAGGCACGCGCGUGACGUCGGGUCUCGAGUCGAUAAAAGCGGCACACGAGCAGUGUCUCGAUGGGAUUAUGUUUUCCCUGCUGCUCCGUAGGCGCCAGAAGAAGGUGCUCGCGCUGCUGGAGGAUAUCUUCGAGUGCAUUCUGCUGUUCGCGAAGACGCAUCGUCCUGAAGCGUCGUCCGGGAAGGAAACAAAGGCUCCGGCCAGUGUUGACGAGGAGGAGCUCUACGCGAAUCUGAAGGGCAAGAUCAGGGUGUUCAUCAGCGUGUGUAGGGGACUGACGGGCAAGAAGGGAUAUGGCAAGGGGCGCGGCACGGGGGAAGAGAAUACCAUCGAGAGGCUUGUCACCGUGUUGGAGAUGAAUUCGUAUUAUAGUCGCUAGGCAUCUUCAUCG